Messenger RNA from Talaromyces atroroseus, 1761 nucleotides. RefSeq names its product putative Transcription factor. Lineage: Eukaryota; Fungi; Ascomycota; Eurotiomycetes; Eurotiales; Trichocomaceae. Gene Ontology annotation, molecular function: zinc ion binding; DNA-binding transcription factor activity, RNA polymerase II-specific; DNA binding. The transcript has 6 exons. The record is from RefSeq and is a predicted model, not a curated record. Gene Ontology annotation, biological process: regulation of DNA-templated transcription; DNA-templated transcription. The coding region runs from base 1 to 1761 and encodes 586 amino acids. Gene Ontology annotation, cellular component: nucleus.
AUGUCUUCCUCACCUAGCUCAGAUCAAGGAGCAGUUCCUCGACCUCGACAACAGCCCGGGUCAGCCUGUGAGGAAUGUCGACGCCGAAAGCUGCGCUGUGACCGUCAACAACCACGGUGCGGCGUGUGUGCAGAAACCGGAGUCGAAUGUCACAUCACGCCCUUGCGGCCACCGCGGGGGCCCAAGCGAGGCCAAUUCAAGGCUCUCCAAAAUCGAGUAGCGGCUCUUGAAAGCCGUCUAACAGAACAGGCCAUCAACUCCAUCCAGUCUGAAGCUUUGGUGGCUAUACAAGAUACUGCAGAAGAUCCACCGUCACACCCUGAGAAGGAUUUUGAUACUCAACCACAACAGACCUUGCAGGAAAGCGAUGGUGGUACAACUGGAACUCGUCUGCCUACAUGGAUGAAGGCUGAAUUGAAUCAGAUUUAUUUCGAUAGAGUACAUCCUGUUGUUCCAAUGCUACAUCAGCGACGCUAUUUUACCUGGACUAGGGUACCAGGCCAGUCCAUGGCACGAACUUGUCUGCAAUAUACAAUGUGGAUUCUGGCAGCAUCAUGCUCGAGACAAUUCCAAAGUAUGCUUGAAGUACUUGAUACAAAAGACAAUGAAGUCGACGGCAUUGAUAUUGAGCAGGUUCAGGCCUGGAUUCUUCUGGUGCUGUAUGAGGUCACGAACAGUCACUCACGCCGCGGCUGGAUCAGUGCAGGGCGCGCCUUUCGACUUGUUCAACUUAUGCGGCUAUUCGAGAUUGACGGAUCAGAUACAAUGCUGGCUCAAUCUCUAACAGAUGACUGGGUUCAGCUCGAGGAAAAGAGGCGAACAUUUUGGAUGGCCUAUUUGCUGGAUCGGUUCAUUAGCGUGCAGAAUGGACUACCGUUGACAUUGAAUGAACAAGUAAUUCUUACAAGAUUGCCUGCGGGCGAUAGCGAGUUUCAAAGUGUACAGCGUGUACAAAUGAGAUUCCUGUCAGAAGAAAUUACUGCAUUAGAUCCCACAGCGCUGUCGCCUUUUUCUGAAUGUAUUAUACUGGCGACUAUCUGCGGACGCGCCUUGCUACAUAAGCAUUGUGCGUCUGUGGAGCGAGUUUAUGGCCACGUCUCCCAGGACUUUUGGGAUCGACAUUGCUGGAUUGACAACAUUCUCACGCAAAGAAUCAAGAUUUUGAAUCUGAAAUAUCCUCCGGCUUCUCAGAAUAUUGACCCAAUGCUAAUCUUCACUGAAUUGGUAGCAAACACUGCGGUUUUGUUCCUGUAUAAAAUCAUCGAUACUAUGCCAUGCCACACGCUUGAAAGUUCUGUCAAGUUUAUGGAAUACAAACAACGAGCCAAAAAAGCCGCCGAUGAGAUUGUUAAUAUUACAAGAGCACUAUCUCUCUUCACCCAAUGCAAGAUACACCCAUUUACCCCGAUCUGCCUUUACAUCUGUGCUGAAUUCUUCACUUUUCACCGAGAAGAAGAUAACAGCUCUUACUUCGACAUUCAACUGAAAGAAAUCACGGAUGCUCUACGCAACUUGCAGUCCGUAAACAACUUAGCCCGGAACUUUCUUCUGGCUCUGGAGUCAGAUGGUAGCACAUGCACAAGCAGAUCACUGGUUAUUGGCAGUGAGAGUUUGGAUCUUUCCCAGAUCACUUCUAACCCUGCAUCCAUCGAAAUUCCGCCAUUUGCCGCUUUAGAAACUAUGGAAUAUUCGACGCCAAUAGAUGAUAGACAAAUAGAUUUCCACUGGAAUAUGGGACAAGCUGGCUACGGUGGGUUUUGA